Exophiala viscosa is the source of this 1063-nucleotide messenger RNA. RefSeq lists its product as uncharacterized. The coding region runs from base 280 to 909 and encodes 209 amino acids. The transcript is spliced from 3 exons. The record is from RefSeq and is a predicted model, not a curated record. Lineage: Eukaryota; Fungi; Ascomycota; Eurotiomycetes; Chaetothyriales; Herpotrichiellaceae.
AUCGCCCCGACUGUUGCGGGCAAUUUAUUUAGGCACUAUUGGCAGCCUUGCGUGAGUGGAGGAGGCUGGUCAGGCUGGGGGCUGGACAAACGCUGCAAACAAUUUCCUGUCCACCAAGUUUCAGGUGCUUAGUAGGCUUACUAACCUGCCUUAGCCGGCGCUUUCCUUGUUUGAUUCUUCUCCCGUUGUAACCUCAUCUCUGUAUCACUUUCACGUCUCCUUCUUUAAUCUUCUGGACGGAAGCGCAUCCAAAAUCACAAUAUCGUUCUCAAUUCUAUCAUGGCGCCACCCAUUGAGUACGCAGGCGAGGAUGAACCAACAGCCUUACCUUUCAAAACCGGAGGUCCGCUCCGAAGGAACCAAGAGUACCUGGUUUUUUACCUCUUCGCCAUCCCGGCAUGGGCCCUGGCGAUAACGUCUGCGUGUCUGGGAUCGCUCUAUGGAGGACAAAGUCAUUAUUUUAUCGCCACAGUCACGCCAUUUCUCGCCAUGUACAGCAUGGCUUUCAUCCAGACGUGCUGGUUGAUGGCGACGGCACCGCGCAACACGGUUGCGGAUCGGAGAGCCUAUCUCAAUCUCGCCUGUAGAUUCGAAAGACUCUGUGCUCCUAUUGCACUUAUUGGCAUGGUUACCUGGGCUGUCGCAUAUCGCUUUCGUUCCAAAGCUUCGAGUCCAGCAUACUGGAUCAUUUGGCUGGUUGUCUGGAUCCUGAGUAUAGUCGUUUGCAUCAUGAACGUGUACAACAACAUCAGUUGGGAAAGCGAUCUGUUAUAUCAGAUUGCACCCGACUACCCUCAGGGUAAUUACUGGCUGGGAGUAUUCGGCAUCCAGUAUAUAUGUCGAGCCAAGAUUGUUGACCACGGGAAGGAAGGUUAUGAGAUGGAAGAGCCAGCCAACCAAAGGGUAUGAUGGUAGAAAUAGUUGUUCUCUUCGUAUAUCGAGACUUCCCUACACUUGAUUAAUACCACAAAUGUCCAUCAUGCGUAUUGGAAUCUAUCCGACAGGCAGCGAAUUUCCAUUGAAGGAGCCUCUCGUACUCACCCAGCAUACAGAAACUUGAAAA